Guillardia theta CCMP2712 is the source of this 2715-nucleotide messenger RNA. RefSeq lists its product as hypothetical. The transcript is spliced from 10 exons. The record is from RefSeq and is a predicted model, not a curated record. NCBI's taxonomy places the organism in Eukaryota, Cryptophyceae, Pyrenomonadales, Geminigeraceae. The coding region runs from base 1 to 2715 and encodes 904 amino acids.
AUGCAGAACGACGACGAUCAGGAUGACCUUGUGCUCCAUGGCGAGGAGCUUCCUCCUCCUCGUCCUCAGCCCAUUGAGUCCAGUAUAGACCCUGCCCCCGCUAUUCUCAACCCGCAGCAAGGCGGCUUCCUUGAGUCGGGGGAGGGAGGAGAGAGGGAGGUCCACCGAGAUCGAUUCCGACGUUAUCAUCCUCCUCCAGGGACAGCAAGAGCGUCAACGCCUCCUACGGACCAGGGCACCGUCAGGACUCCUGGCACUGGAGGCCUUCUCCGUAUACUCACUUCCCUUGCAAGCAGCGGGGUGGUAGAGCGCUUCGACUACGAUGUCUUGGACAUGGAGGAUGAAGGAGCACAGGAAGGAGCGUCAAUGGAUCACGCAAUCAGUCUGCUCGAGGAGCUUGUUCCUGGGUUGACCAGGGGAGAGAUCCGGACAUCCAUCCUACAGAAAGGGGAGGGAACAGCCGCGGUGGUCGCUGCCAGCAUCCCUGGAGAGCUCGGAAGCUUCUCGACGACAGUGGAUGGAAGAGGAUGCGUCACUGGUGCUCGUGUGGAGAAGGUGACUGGAGCUGCUGCCGGCAUGGAGCGAUGGACGCACACGAUACCAGGAGGAGUGCGAGAUGCCGUGAUCGAGUUCUAUCAGGAUGGAGGGGCGCGGGAGAUCGUUUCGAAAGUCAGGGACGGGGAUGGGGAUGGGGAUGGGGAUGAGGCAGUGGAAGGGGAGGAGGAGAAGUGGAUGCAAGUUGUAUCCUCCUCCUUCGGCAAGGCAAGCGACCAGCUCGCAGCUGCCUUCAUGUUUGAGCCUGCCCUUCCUGUUGGAACCAUCGUUACUAAGAUCCGAGGAGGAAAGAUAUUGAUCCUUGGAGACUACUACGGCUGGGAGGUGAUUGAGAUGCUCAUUCGAUUCACUGCCAUGUUCUUCUUGUACGCUAUCCUCGUCAUCCUCUUCUUCGGCUUGAUCUAUCCUGAUGAAAACGGAAGCGCUACUCCAGGAUCGAUCACAUUCCUUAUCCUUGCGUCCAACCAGCGGGGGAACCUCUCCUUCUAUGUUUCGUUCCUUUUCCAGAUCAUCUUCAUCUACGUCGCUAUCUUCUCUCUCCGACGGGCUCGAAGGGUGGGGAGGAUGCUGGCUCUGCGGCAGGUGAUGCCGGUCAAGGGGUUUCAGCUCUGCCUGGCAAUGGGGAGGAGGGCGAAGUCGAGUGGGCUCAUGGAGACCCUCGAGGCAGCGCUGAGGGAGGGAGGGGUCAAUGUUUGGACCAGCAGCUCGUACGUGCAGAACGCAGAGAAGAGGGGGAGGCAGAUUAUGCAUGCGGUGAGCAGGUCCUGCUUCCAGCUCAUCGUCCUCUCCCCCGAUCUCAUCUGCUCCUCCUCCGACUGCGUCCACAUCCUCGAAGCUCUCCGUGGCCCGCGGAGUCGCUCUAUCUUCUACCUUGACAGGUCAGCGGACUGGCUCGCUUCCAUCCAUGGCAGGACCCUGGAGGCGAACCACGUGGACAGGAUGGAGGAGGCGCUGAGACGGCUGGGCUUCAGAGUUGUGAGCUGCCCGAAGCUGCUCCUGCAGCUGAUAGACUCGCUGUAUCUCCACCCGGAGGAGGGAUCGGAGGAGGAGGCGCUCCUGACACAGUGGUGGGCCUCCUCCCCCCCUGCCUACAGCAGCUUCACCCUCCCUACCUCCCUCUCGUACGGGAUCUGCUCUUCCAGGACCGGGUCCACUGUCUCCUUGUGCGGCCUGCAGGGUCACGUCAAUUUCUCCUUCUCCGGAAAGCUCUUUCCUCCUUCCCACUCCCUCCGCAACGGCUGGUUUUACCUUGCAAAGUCCAGCAUCAGCAGCAGCAGCAGCAGCAGCAGCAGCAGCAGGUCUUCGCCUCCUCUCACGCGCUCCGACGACGUCGAGCUCACUCCUGCUCCACUUGCUUCUUCCUUCUCCUCGCAGACCCAGCGAACCCAGGUUCACUUCGAGCUGGGAAGGAUGUUCGGCGUCUCGUGGCUGGGUCUAGCGGUCCUUCUUUUCGAGGUCUGCAUCGGCGGUUUCAUCCUCCUCGGCCCCUACUGCGGCGACACUUUCUCUUCCUACUCGCGAAUCUUCGGCAGUCAGUACGGCACUUGCCAGCUGACAGGUCUGGGCUUGUCCUAUCAGCCGCCCCUAUUCUCCCCCGCAAACUUCACAGCUGCUGAGGUCGUGGUGGGGACGUGCUGGGCGACCUUUCAGGAUGCCGGUGCUCCCGCUGAGUUUCCUCCUCCGAGCUAUGUCUGCAAGGGAUGCCUGUCAGGUCGACUACUGACAAGCAACGAGCUGCCCUUGUUUCUCAUUGCAGAGGAGUUUCGCCGAAUGGACUUGAGCCUGCAUGUCUUCACAGACUCGCACGGGCAGGCGCUCGAGACACUUUCCCCGCUCGUCUCCUUCCUAGAGAGUUGUGGCCUCCGCGUCGCUGUCGCUUCCGACUUGGCUCACGCCGCUGCUUCCCCUGACUUCUUCGUCCUCUUCCUCACCGACUCAGAGUCUGCCGCUGACUACUGGAAAGAACGACACCGGUUUGACUCAGCUCGGCACCUGCUCGUGGUCUCUUCCCGUGCUCUAGGGUCAACCCCGCAGCUCCUCGACCUCGAGGUCCUCGUCGUCGAAGAAGAAGUCUUCCUGCAUCGAUUCAACCAGAAUCUCAUCGCUAAGACGGCAGUUUACAUCCACAAGAGAUCUCUCAGAGCUGGAAUUCCUACUUGA